Messenger RNA from Nannizzia gypsea CBS 118893, 1719 nucleotides. RefSeq lists its product as hypothetical. NCBI's taxonomy places the organism in Eukaryota, Fungi, Ascomycota, Eurotiomycetes, Onygenales, Arthrodermataceae. The record is from RefSeq and is a predicted model, not a curated record. The transcript has a single exon. The coding region runs from base 1 to 1719 and encodes 572 amino acids. Gene Ontology annotation, molecular function: DNA-binding transcription factor activity.
AUGAGCUCAAUGGCGGGCACCUUCACUCUCUCCCUUGACCCUACCACACAACUCGGCUUUUCGGACGACGGGUCCCAUACUGACUACGAUCUUGCUCUAUCUCCACGGUCUGAUGAUCUCAGAGUCAUGCUAGGCCCUAGCGACUUCCCCUACGACCUCGACGCCUCUGGAGUGAUCUGCCAAAAGCAAAAUAUGACCAAGACACAGCCGUUCACUGGCUUUGAGCAGUGCGCUCCAGCCUUUCAGGCGAAUCUCCAUGGAGAUGCAGAGAUAUACAACAGCCCAUACCGCAUGGAGGCUACGAUUCCGUGGGAAACGGAUUGCAUGAUGUACCCCUCUAUGCCACAGCGCAUGGUGAGGUACACCUCUCCACUGGGCUCAUGCGGAGGAGACCAAUCUACAUCAGACUCUUCCAUCAGCGAGUACUCAUGGAACUCUCCUAAGCUCUACCCUAGUGUCAACGACGUAUUUGACUCACCAAUCGCCGAAAAAUGCCAAUUCUCGGAGGGCAUCGAUAAUGCUCUGUCUCGGAGCCUGAGUGGUUCUCAGUUCGGAAGCGAGUGUUCUGUCUCACCUAAAGAUGUACAACAUUAUCCAGACCCUGUCCCUACACAAAGCCCUACUUUUGAAGACCUUAUGCUAUCCAACAAACCCCCCCGAUCCAUCCCCACCUUUAUGUCACAAUCAUUCCCCCUACAGAACCUGGACUCACGACUCAACCAAGAAGACAUCGUCUUCGGGGACCAUCUACAAACUGGAAACAAUGAGAUAGUUGAUCCCGCACUAGGCGAGGCUUACCUUGACCACCAGGGCAACAGCCUCUCAGAAAUCACUACUGCGGGAUUUUGCAGCUUGACCCACAAGCGAGUAAAGUAUAACGAGAUGAAACCAGAUGGUGCUGUAUCAAUACCCAGCCCUCCAUUAUCCCCAAGCGGCAGCGAGAGUGGUGUACGCAAGAACCGAGCGAAGCCAAAGCAAAGACAAUCUCCAAUUAGCAAACGCACGAGCAGGCGAACCCCAUCCAAGAGUUCAAGUUUCACCAUUCCCCGAAACCGCCAAUCGGCGGCGGACCGCAUCUUCUCAUGCGUUUUUGCCCCAUAUGGUUGCACAAGCUCCUUCGCCUCCAAGAAUGAGUGGAAGCGCCACGUCCUAUCGCAACAUCUCCAGCUUGGCUUUUAUCGAUGUGACAUUGGUCACUGCAAGGUGUCUAAACAGUCUAACUCCAUGACAUCUGCGCCCUACUCAUGCGACUGCCCUACCUCUACUUCCACUUCCCCUUCUCAUUCAUGCACGAUCUCAACCAUGCGUACCCCCAAUGACUUCAACCGCAAAGACCUCUUCACUCAACAUCUUCGCCGCAUGCAUGCCCCCUGGUUGGCCCUGCCCUCCCCACAUGAGCCUACCAAGGCGGAGCGUGAAGCAUUCGACAAACAGCUUGACGAAGUGCGAGCCAGAUGCUGGGUCCAGCAACGACAAGCUCCUCAGCGAAGCCAGUGCAACUACUGUAGCCACGAAUUUAUUGGCCCCCACUCCUGGGAGGACCGCAUGGAACAUGUGGGCAAGCACUGCGAAGUCAUGGAUACAGAAGAGCGCGAAGAUGUUGCCCUGCGUGUGUGGGCCAUUGAAGAGGGUGUUAUUCUACCAUACGGACCCGGCAAGUGGCUGCUAGCAAGCAUCCUAAAUGGCAGUGGAAAGAAGUCCUGUGGUUACUCCUCAUAA